CAUCACUGUUCUUUGCAUGUGCUUAUUGUGCUCUGUAUUUCCCCUGUAUUUAAACUUCACAUAACCCUUCAAAUAGUUUCAUCGAUUCAUUUUCUCUCACUUCUCCUCUGUUUUCAAACUCAAAACCACAAACAAAUUUAUAAAAGAAAAACCAAAAACAACAAACACUUCACAAAACCAACAUGUCAAAUACUUCAUCGUCUUCUUCUAUUUGGGUACUCUCUAACAUAAAGCUUCAAUUCUUUACUCGUAUCAAACGGUUUCUUCAAUCCAAAGCAACCCGAAAGCGCUGUGAAUCCUCCGAUUAUUUAAACAAAGAAAAAAGCAGAGCUGAACAGAGCAACAUUGAACAGAACAUGGUUGAAAAUAUUGAAACAGUGCAAGUUAUAGAGAAGCAUAAGGAGGAGGAGGAGGUGGUGGAAGAAACUGAAAUUUUGCUGCAAAAGACAGUGAAGAUGCUUCACUUUGGAAGCUGGGAAGAGAAGGAGAUAGCUGCAAAAGAGAUUGAAAGUUUAGUUAAAGAAGAUGUUAAGGUUAGAAAGUUGAUAACAGAACUUGGAGUGGUGCCGGUUUUGGUAUCUAUGGUGGCGUCACAGGUGGUUAGUCACCGGAGAGCAGGGUUGACGGCGUUGAUUUACCUAGCUGAUGGAACUUACACGAACAAGGCUAUGAUAGUGGAGGCAGGAAUACUAUCCAAAUUACCUAAGACAAUUGACCUUGUAGAUGAGUCAACCAUAAGUGAGUUUGCAGAGUUACUUUUAUCAUUAUCAUCACUUGCAAACACUCAAUACCCUUUUCCUUCAUUAGAUUUCCUUCCAGUUAUUAAAGACAUUCUUAAAAAAGACAUGACUUUUGAUACCAAAAGAUCAUGUUUAGGAGCCUUGUACAACCUUUCAACAAUGUUAGAAAAUGCAAGCCCUUUAGUUUCUUAUGGUCUUGUCCCAAUCCUCUUAGAACUUUCUUUAGUCAAAGAAAUUUCAGAAAAAGCUCUUGCUACUUUAGGUAACUUGUUGGUCACGUUAAUGGGUAAAAAAGCAAUAGAGAACAACUCAAUGGUGCCACAAAAUUUUGUUGAGAUUUUGUCAUGGGAAGAUAAACCAAAAUGUCAAGAGUUGUCGGUUUAUAUUUUGAUGAUUUUAGCACAUCAAAGUUCAUCACAAAGAGAUAAAAUGGCACAAGCUAGGAUUGUUCCUAUACUUCUUGAAGUUGUUUUAUUGGGGAGUCCUUUAGCUCAAAAGAGAGCAAUGAAACUAUUGCAAUGGUUUAAGGAUGAAAGACAAAUAAAGAUGGGACCACAUUCUGGUCCACAAACACCAAGAUUUGGAAUGGGGUCACCAUUAAAUCAAAGAGAUACAAAUGAAGGGAAGAAAUUGAUGAAGAGUUUGGUGAAACAAAGCUUGCAUAAGAAUUUGGAAAUAAUAACUCAAAGGGCAAAUGCAAAUGGGGAGUCCUCCAAACUCAAGUCAUUGGUUAUUAGCACAAGUUCCAAGAGCUUGCCUUAUUAAGACUUCGAAGUUGACUCAAUUUCUUUUUUCAUAUAUGUUUGAAUUGACGAUGAGUUUGACAUGAUUACGAUGGAACGCUGCCAUUUUUGACAAAAACUACACUGUGAAGCUACAACAAUGUUAUAGCGUCGAUCUUGGCAAUCUCAGCUGAUUCUCUAUAGUGGUUGCAAAAUUGUUACAUGAAUAUUUGAAUAUAAACGGUUGAAUUUGAACAUGAAAAUGUUACCUUGACAUUCAUUGCUACAAUACAAGGAUGGUCUUUUUAACGGGGUUGUUUAUUCUUCAAUUUCAAAAUCGGUGCUUAAAGAGUAUUAUCAUAAGAGGAUAUUUAAUUGACAUA
Messenger RNA from Medicago truncatula (barrel medic), 1845 nucleotides. RefSeq names its product protein spotted leaf 11. The record is from RefSeq and is a predicted model, not a curated record. NCBI's taxonomy places the organism in Eukaryota, Viridiplantae, Streptophyta, Magnoliopsida, Fabales, Fabaceae. The transcript is spliced from 2 exons. The coding region runs from base 183 to 1505 and encodes 440 amino acids. Gene Ontology annotation, molecular function: protein binding.